This is a messenger RNA of Sclerotinia trifoliorum, 4168 nucleotides long. NCBI's taxonomy places the organism in Eukaryota, Fungi, Ascomycota, Leotiomycetes, Helotiales, Sclerotiniaceae. The record is from the annotation of a GenBank genome assembly.
UUCACCAGUGCACUGAUCCAUGGAAAAAGUCUUAUCUGGAGGGUGAUGUUAUGUAAAUGUCGAAGUAUUUUUUCAUUGUUUACACUUCUCACUAAAUUAAUAUUCUCCUUUAAAUUUGCGAUGUUGAGAUAACGUUAGCAUUACCAGAUCAGGGAAAUUUAUUCCUGAAACUUCUCCCAAAACAAAAAUAAAUGCAUGGACGAACGAACGAACGACCUCAUGAACUCAACCACAACGCGAUACACACGACUUUUAGUCAGAGAUCACGUCGAAUUCCAACAUGGACGACGAUUUCGAUAAAGACACAUUUAUACAGGCUAAACUUGGUACUAAACAACGUAUUGCACAGGCGAAACUCAGAGUGGCUGAGAAAAGAGCUCUUGAAAUUGCUGCAAGACAUGCAGAAGCCGCCACUACUCCUUCUCCAUCACCACUUCCCGCAUCGCCCUUUAUCAGACCCUCUGCACAAUCCAUUUCCAGUUAUGCACCAGAAUCAAAUGCCCUCCUUCGCUCGCCGACCACAGAGGUCGAACGCGUGGAGCGGACCAAUUCAAUCAAAGAACUAUCGAAGAAGAUCGUUGCCGCAAGGAACUCUGAGCUCCAUGAAUUGAUCACGAAAAUGAUAUUAUGCUGUCCAGGAGCAAAAGAAAUGGCGGAAUCCUUUUUUUUAUCCAAUGAAGCUCAAAGCGAUGAUGAGGAAGUCGUUAAUAGAGGGAUAAUCCACGCAGCAAGACGAGAGAAUGGAGAGGGGCAUAAUGCCAAUCACGUGACAUACACUGUUGAAGGCGCCGUGGGUACUGAAUUAAAUGAGGGCAGAAUGCGAGGAGAUACAUUAGGGGCUCAAUCAAAUCCUAAUGGUCAGACGCAUGUUCCAGAUCAGCCAACUGAUGGCCUGAACACAGCGCAAGAAGAUAAUCCAUCAGCUUUAUAUUUAGCCAGUCAUCCCAAGCACAACUCGAUUUUCCGCAACAGUGAUGCACAUAGGCAACUGGAUCUCCAGCAACAAGAUAACCAAUCGGACUCCAUGCAAAUAGAAGAAAUCGUCGAUAAUCAAGCCCCCACAAACAUUGAUGAAAAUUCACAAAAAGACGACACGGCAACCGCUCAGGGAGAGUCAGAAACAGCAUUGGCAUCAGAGACCGCCGAAAAAACAUCGAGUAAUCCGAUGAACGAUGCUCUUUUAGGAAAUGUUUCGGACACAGAGAUUAUAAACGCACUUGUUGCCCUUCCAAGUAACAUAACCGAAUCACGCGAAACUAGUGCCUUUCACACCCCCUCUAGGGGAACCCCUCAGAUUUCACUCCCGGAAGUCAGCGAGAAUGUGAUAGAUACUGGCCCUAGUGAGGUACUUACCACCGAUAUCAUACAAGUAGUGAAGGAUAUUUCAGCUAGAUAUGUGAAUUUGGCUCGGGCUUUUGGUUCUGGAAAUUUUCCUUUCGACAAACUUGCAAGUAUCGCGGCUGAAACUUCACGCAAUGAAUCCGCAAAAGAAUUUUCUUUUGAAUCAUUCAAAAAUAUUGUUGAUAGUGUUCGGAAGAAUAUCGAGACAAUGCAGGGAGCUAAUGCCAACAAUGUGGCACUAGAAAGCAUGACACAAUCAGUUCGGGAAGUUUCCAGUGACCUUGGCAGUCCUAUUCCCAUGGAUGCAAGCGGACAGGAAUUGGCAAGAAACCCCGUCUGUAAGGAUGGCAUAAAUUCGGCAAUUCAAGAAGCGAUAGUCAGCGCUGAAUCAACAGAUAGCGAGGAAGAUGAACAUGUCGACGUUGCCAACAUAAUAAGCAGCCACUACAACUGUGAUAGCUGUCGAAAACCGAUUGUGUUACCUGAGGUUUUCAUUGUUAGUCUAGAAAAUCCAGGACCGACCACAUGUCUCCAUUGCAAGACUCGAAAAGCUUCAGGAAUCAUUCGUAGGAAGUUGGGGUCAAGAGUUCGAUCGAAUAUUAGUAUGGAAGUGCCCACUAGCGAAAGGGAUAAUCAACCUACACUUGAUCAAGUAGGUCAUCGUAGUUCAGAGGAUUCAGAGACAGCGAAUCAACUUCCAAGAACUGUUCCCGACAACUUGGGGUCACUAUCCGAAUCCUUCUCAGAGCCGCUUCCGCAAUCUGUUCCGGAGGUUCCUGAAGAACCCCUAGUUUCAGUAGAGGCCGGAGAAAAUGACUCCGGUGGAACGCCGCAGGGUUUCGGACAUAUCGAAGGAGAUAAUAUCAAACAUGAAGGUCGUGGAGAUACCAUUAUUGUCGAAAUUCCAGCAUGGCGCGGUCCUACAGGCCCACAGGUGCCUACGGGUCAGACUUCAGCAAAUGGUCAGUCUCUAUCAAGUUUAGGAAAACGUAAGGUACGAAGGAUAGAAGGCGAAGCUGUUUACUCCUCUCCCAUAGGUCCGAAACGAAGACGUGGUAGACCCUCGAAGAAUUAUCAAGCGAUUGUGUCAGACUCUUCGCCGGCAAGCUCAUCUCCAAUUUUAAUCGCAGCAUCAAACCAAAGUACGCAGGCAACCUCUACUCUCAAGAAAAGAGGUCGUCCAUUUCGAGUCAAGUUGGAGACAGGGGAGCCGAAUAAGGUAAUGGAACAGACAUGGGAGCCAAAAAACCCAGAGGAAUAUACAAGCGCAAUCAGACCAAUCAGUCAGCGUAUGUCUGCAAAAAAAUCUCGAGAAAUUACACAAAAUCAAUUGAGCGAGCGGCAGGAUCUCAUGGAAGAUCUCGUGCAAGAUGGAACGCAAGACGUAACGCGAGACAUAAAUCAUCACUCUAAACCCACGAAAGAAACCUUAGCCAUUAAUCAUUCAGAUAAUGGGUCUAUUCCGAAAUCUCGGGCAGCUCGCAGACGCAGACGCAAUAAAAAAUUAAAACAUAAAAAAAAACUUAUGGCAAUUCAACGUGAUUCUGGUUCUGGACAUUCACAGGCGCAAGCGUCGGAAUUUCGGACUGGAAGCAAUCUAAUGACUGGAACUAUGCCAGAUAAUAAUAUAACUUCCACUUCCCUCAGUGACACAUUUUCAGCUGAAAUGGACGUCCAGGGACCAGCUACUGAGAUUCCUGUCGGUAGAGGGGAGCAAAGUGAAAGGAAUGGAAACCUAAGUUUUAACGGAGAUCAGGAGAUGCCUCAGUCUAUUUUGGAACAAGGAUCUAGAAUAUUCAAUGGGAAUACAACUUCGACAACUGUGCGGGCCGAACAUGAUAACGUUGAUGAUAGAGUGACAGGAUCUUUACAAGGUAAUAAAAGUGGAGUUGAAAAGGUAGUCGGGUCUAUUGCGCGGUCUAUGAAUGACAAAAGUCGGGCAACUUCCGGGGAGGGAAGCAAUAUCAUGAGGAACCCAAAUGAGAUAGGAAAUGAAUCGCAUAUUUCAAAAGAGGGACAGGAUAAAGUAAGAGAUUCAUCAUCAGAAGAUCCAAUUCCUGCCCACACAGAACCCCAUCGUACGUCACAUAAUCUACCUUGAUUGUAAGUCAUUUCUAACAGCUUUUCAGCCCAAAUUCCAAUGUAUCCUAGCAGCUUCCCCAAUAUAGAGAAUCAACAGCCGUCGCUAAUCGCUGAACCGGAACCCACUCAUACCACUACAGUAAGCUCACCCUACCUGAACUCUCUUUCACCUAUGUUCCUUCAUUCCCGUCCCUGUCAUCAUCCUAAGCCCUAACAUAAUGCACUACCUGUAUUCACUUCCCUCAGUCUUACAAAUAUAUCACAGCCCUCGGGUUUUUCAUCCCUUGAUUUCCAUUUUCCAAUUAUUCCAGGGCUUCAACGUAGGUACACUCUUCAAUCCUUCAACAAUUUCCCGUUCCAUUUCACUUUUUUGUCUUUCAUAUUCUUUCGUCAUUGGACAUAAUUACUAACCAAACACCUCAACAGACCCCUCUAAUCCCUAAUCGAUCCCAAUCAAAUACACCCCUUUUUGAUCCGGCAACAUCUUCUACGCGUUCUUUCGGUCCAGAUGCAAUCCAGCCGCAACCUUUACCUUUUUCGGUCUGUCGACGCCGUUCUUCACAAGGUUUCGAUCCCAUAACACCGUUGCCUCAUCCACUAGUAGCAAAUGCUUCAGCCUAUCCUCAAUGACCUUCACAAGAAGUUAGAAUAACUGCAUAUAACACAAGUCCUUUGGUUCCGAAUAUAGCGAAAUCAAACACUUUACCUCCUGCUUCUCGUCAUUCUCCUCCUACAUUUCCCUAAU